CCGAGCUGGGCAGCAGUUGCUGCAGAAAGCCUGAGCGCCCAAUGUCACCGGGUAGUGGGGAUAGGAUGGAUUUGGCACCAAGGUUGUCCUGGCUGUCACCCUGUGGCUGCACCCUGACACAAUCACCUGUUCAUCUUCACUCUUUCAACCUCUCGCGUCCUUCUCCUCUUCCCUCCUCCUCACCUCAUGGCCUAUUAAUACUCAGACACAAAAGGCUCCAUUAACGUCCCCGCUCCGAGACAGCAGGGAGCAUGAAUCUGAUAAUACAUGCUUUGGUGAACCUUUGGCCAUAAGCGAGGGAAAGUGGAAGAUUGACAGAGGAAAUCCCCAAAUGCAACAGCAUAACAGCUUUAAGCAUCCUGUGACAAUCUGAUCAUAUUAUUCUUUUGUGGCCAGCUUCAGGUGCAGCUUACUUGGGACAUUUUGGAUAAAACAUGGGCUCUUAGAUGCAAAUAUGUGUUGAAGUGUUGAGCUGAUAUAGAGAAAGAAACUGAAUAUUUCUUCUUUAAUAGAAGUGCCUAUACAACAAUGAUGCAGUGACAAAUCUGAAAGAAUCUAUCUUGAAAAAGAAUCACACACCAGAAGGUAAGUCUAUUUUUUCUGUGUUUGUUGCAUAGUUGAAGUUAGUAAAAGUAUAUUUGGAUCAGAUAAUAGCCAUGUUAUGGGUACCUGCUUAUAUUUUCCUUCUUUUAUAUCUCAUUACAUUCAAUGUUGUUUUUUGAAUCUAUGAAGAUUUUUAUUAUUUUACAGCAAAAUAAUUAACAUAAUUUGUUAAAACCAUGUAUUAUUAUUAUUGUGUGCUAAUGCACAACGUAGAUUCAUUACUCAGUGAUUUAUUUAUAAUGUUUAUAUAUCCUAUGAUUAUAGCUUACAACCCAGAAUGUAAUUUUUUCAGAAAAAAAAAAAUGUUACAUAAUAUCAGUAAAAUAAAUUCUGACCCAGAGGUGCAGUGCAGCAUAUGUACUUACUUCUUGAUCAGGGUCCUAUUUGAUGAAUUGCUACAUUAGUGCAUCUUGGUAUGAAGGUGAUUAGUCUGUGACUCUUCAAUGUUGGUUAUGGUGUCUAUCAUUUUCCUCAUGACGGUACUCGAUGGAUUAUACAUGCAGUUUUGGUCAGAACAAUGUGCUGGUCAAUUAUUUAUAACCUUUUAUUGGUACUUUUGGCAGUGUGGAUAAAUGCCAAAUAAUACAAGAAAAUUAAAUCAAUGUUUCCAUAAAGCUUGUCAGCACAGGUAGCAUGUAGUGCCCUAUGAUUUCCGGCUGCUUUUGACUUUGGACUUGCUAAACUACAAUCGAUUGACCAACACUAGAAGACAUGAAUCCCCAAAUCGUUACAGAAUGUGGAAACUUUACACUGGACCUCAUUCAGAUUGGAUUAUGUUCCUCUCCACUCUUCCCCUAAAUCCUGAUUUUGAUUUCCAAAUGAAAUAUAAAAUUUACUUUUGUCUUUGACUUUGGACUUCUUUUUGUACUUUAGUAAGUACAAUUAAGUAACACAAUUCACUCUGGUUUAGGAGUGACUUAACAGAAGGAAUGUGACAGUUGUAUCCUAUAUCAUGAGGUUGGUAUUGGAAGCGUCGACUUCAGCCACAAUCCAAAUUUUGUUCACCUGCAAACACUUGGCUUUUUAUUUAUCCUGGUUAUUUUUCUACCACAAUUUUCCCUUCUAUUUAACUUUCAAAUAAUAUCUUUUAUUCUGCUGUCUAGCAAUAGUCAGCAUAAGGAGCAAUGUGUUUUUGUUGCUUAUCUUCCUUUUGGGGGACUCCAAUUACAACUGUCUAGUUUUUAAUCUUUCUUGUGAUUAUUUUGCCCCUAACAUAACAUGUCUGUCUUGUGAUUUUUGCUAGUCUUUUAUUUUUUAUUCUUUCACUCUGUGUGCAUUGAAUCUCCAUGAUUUUCACUUUAUUCACUGAAAUGUUAGAAUUACAUAUUAAUUUUAUUCUAAUUCAUAAAAAUUUUCCUGUUUAGUGAUAAUAGUCAGAGAUGUCUUCAAUUCAACUUAAAGAAUAUUUUCAGGCGCUCAAAGUUUAGGAAAGUAGAAAUGAAAAAGGAAGUAAAGUAGAAAAUGACUUCUUCCAUUCUGCAUCCUGUUCUGCGUUACUCCUAGCUAUGGCCUAAGCCCACUCCUCCCUGAGCGUUCCUCGCAGGAUGACUGCUGUCUGCCCCUCCGAGAGCAGCCCAGAUGGAGCUGAAGCCGGGACUGGGACAGCAGGCACCACUGGGAACAGCUCAGUCUCAGGAGCAGAUUCCAGGGAGUCUAAUGGAGACUCUGUUGAAGGGUCCACUGUAGGGACAGCUGUGGUUUCUGGCGGACAAAGGUAUAGCCGCUGGAGCCGGCAGGAUAGCUCUGACAUCAACACAGAUGAUGAGGGAGCCACUGUUCGUCGCCUAACUCCUCUGGAAAGGCUGAACCUGGAUAUGUGUCAGGAUGAAAGGGUGGUCCGUGAGCUGACAGUGGGCAGAAGAAUUGCCUUCUACAAGAUUCGUGGCGAAAUAGGGUGUGGAAAUUUCUCCCAUGUCAAACUAGGAAUUCAUGCUCUUACAAAAGACAAAGUGGCCAUUAAGAUCUUAGACAAAACUAAGUUGGAUCAGAAGACUCAGAGGUUGCUUUCAAGAGAAAUCUCCAGCAUGGAAAAACUACACCACCCUAAUAUCAUACGCCUAUAUGAGGUGGUGGAGACGUUGUCACGGCUACACUUGGUGAUGGAGUAUGCAGGUGGAGGGGAGCUCUACACUAAGAUCACUACAGAAGGAAAACUUUCUGACACUGACAGCAAGAUUGUCUUUGCUCAGAUCCUCUCGGCUGUUAAACACAUGCAUGAAAAUAACAUCAUCCAUCGUGACCUAAAGGCAGAAAAUGUCUUCUACACAAGCAGCUCUUGUGUCAAAGUCGGGGACUUUGGAUUUAGCACACUGAGCCGCCGCGAUGAGACACUCAACACUUUCUGCGGCUCUCCACCUUAUGCGGCUCCAGAACUCUUCCGGGAUGAGCAUUAUGUAGGAGCUUACGUAGAUAUUUGGGCUUUGGGGGUCAUGCUGUUUUUUAUGGUGACCGGCACCAUGCCAUUCAGGGCAGACACUGUGGCCAAACUGAAGAGAUGCAUCAUGGAGGGAGCCUAUGUGCUUCCCCCAUGGGUCCCUGAGGCAUGCCAGAGGCUCAUCAGGGGGAUUCUACAGCCAGUCCCAUCGGACCGCUAUACAGUGGAGCAAAUGGUGGGUUGUGAGUGGCUGCUCCCUGUGGAAUUCCCAUGUGCCAUGGAGCCUUGUAAGCUAGAUCCAUCUCACCUUGCUGAGAGCAAACCAGCUGAACUGCUGGAGGAAGAGCUGGAGGUAAAGGCUGCAUUAGAGACUCUAGGAAUCACUUCAGAGCACAUAUUCAACAACCAGGGAAAAGACUGCAGAAGCUCCAUCACUGGGGUCUAUCGGAUUUUGCUACACCGGGCUCAGAAGAAACGGGUGGUUGAGAGGACACCAGCGGUCACACAGAAAGUCAGGCCAACUACAACAAGUAAAAAGGAGCGACUAAAAGUGUAUCGCAGUUUGCGGCACACAUCUAAACUGUGUGUGGUUCUGUGACAAAAAUGUUAAACUUUACUAUGGAAAUUCAAUGAUUAUGCAGCCUGGGGAUAAAUUGCACAGACUGCAUUAGCAAAGUUUUUCAGUCUAGUAGUAUAUGUCAAAGUAAUCGUACUAAAACCUCACUGAGCUGCUGAAACUUGAUUUUUCUUACUUAGUAUGUUUUCUUUUUCUUCUAAAUCUAGUCUCUGUGAGAAGGCUGCAGAAAGUUUAUUAUGUUUAUAUACUUUUUUGUUUUGAAAUGAAAUUUUUAUCAGAUUUAACAAGGUAUGGAAUGUAAAUAAUUAAAAGUCAACAUAAUGGUUAGACUGCUAAUAAUUUCAUUUGGGUCAUAUAGACAAUACACUGUUAGUUAUCAGCUCUAUGCUCAUUAUUGGAAUUAUUGCCAGAUACAAAGGCACCAAUUUAACAGAAACACCCUAAAAAAGGCUCGAUAUCAGUAAUAUGAAAACAAAAACAUUCAGUGCAUUAAACGUGGUAUAUUUGAUGUUUAAGUGCAAUUUUCUGAAAUGCCUUAUUUUUCACUGUUUUGAAAUCAAAUUGGUUUCAGUAAUGAUACAGGUGAAAGGGUUAUAUGUGAUGUAUCUCUAUGAGAUGUUCCAAAUAUUUACUUCAUUAACCUCAAUUUGUUGACUAACUUUUUGACUAAAAACAAGCUGUGUACUGGUACACUAAGAUACAAUUUCAUUACAGAUAUACCAACUAACAGAAGAUUAAUUAAUGUGGUAAAACAUUACUUUCAGGUUCAAGGUCUAAGACUGAAUAUCAGAUUUGCUACAUCAUGCAAUGCCAUGUCAAUGUGCUGAUUGAAAUAAAUGUCAAAUGAAAACUAAA
This is a messenger RNA of Xiphophorus maculatus (southern platyfish), 4409 nucleotides long. It is a transcript of the gene nim1ka, whose product is annotated as NIM1 serine/threonine protein kinase. The transcript has 6 exons. Gene Ontology annotation, biological process: intracellular signal transduction; microtubule cytoskeleton organization; protein phosphorylation. The coding region runs from base 2148 to 3575 and encodes 475 amino acids. The record is from RefSeq and is a predicted model, not a curated record. Gene Ontology annotation, cellular component: cytoplasm. NCBI's taxonomy places the organism in Eukaryota, Metazoa, Chordata, Actinopteri, Cyprinodontiformes, Poeciliidae. Gene Ontology annotation, molecular function: ATP binding; protein serine/threonine kinase activity; tau-protein kinase activity.